AAUGUAAGUUGACAUUGUGAAAGGAGAACUGUAGCUAGACUCUUUAGUACAAGCCUUAUAUGCUGCCAAGAUUUUGGGAGGGAGGCAUCAGAAAUUUAGCUUCUUACAAGCUCCACUCCGGUCGUCUCUAAGCUAACAGCAGGCUGCAGAUAGCUAGUAUGACUACUGAGGUGAUGGAGAAGAAGCUGUACGAUGCAUGUUAGAUGUAGAUGCGUUGGAGGCACUGAUACAAGGAGAUAAAUUUAUUCUUGCUCGAGUUUCCUUGUCUUCUACCUUUAACCAAACACCCUUGCAUCUAGCUUCUAUGUUAGGUCACGUUGAAUUUGUUAAGUCUCUCCUUUCUUAUAAGCCUGACGUUACAAAAAAUCUAGAUCUGCAAGGUCGUUGUGCCCUUCAUUUGGCAUCUGCGAACGGAUAUCCGGAUAUCGUUAAGCUCCUGAUAGAGUAUGAUGAGAACAUGUGCCGACUUUGUGACGAGGAUGGAAGGACCCCUCUUCAUUUGGCAGUGUUUAAAGGCCAAGAUGAGUGUGUUAGUGAGUUGCUAAAAGUGAACUCUGAGUCUGAUCAGGAAAGGACCAUGUUGCACUUGUGUAUCAAGUAUAAUCGUUUGAAUGUUCUUAUUUCUAUUCUAGAACCGAAUGAUCAGGACUUGUCAAACAUCAAACAAGACGAUGGGAAUACUUUGUUACACUCUGCAACAGUUUUGGGACGAAUGCAGAUAAUAAAAUACCUAGUCAAGUGUAGAAGUGAAGUGGACGUGAAUUCUGUGAAUGAAAAUGGUCUCACCGCUUUGGACAUGAUAGAGCAGAUGCCCAAAGAUGUGAAAAGCAAGGACAUCAGGGAGUUUCUUAUCUCAGCUGGUGCUUUGAGGGCUCAAGAAAAUCAAGCAGAAACCGUGGCUAGCCGCCUGAAUCCUGCAGUAGACAGAGUAGUUUACAGUAACAGGGAAACCUCCAGGCAUAGUCAGCUAGGAAUGAUAUUCAAGGCGUUCAAAAGGUCUAGCGCCUUUCAUGAAAAAGUGAAAGAGAAAGACGAUUCCUUACUUGUAGGAGCAUCUGUUAUUGCUGCUAUGGCUUACGCAGCAGCUCUCAGCCCUCCCGGUGGUGUUGCUGCAAUUGAUGCCGCUCCUUUAUCAGAUGGUACCGACGACCCUUGGUCAGUAUUUUAUUACCUUCCACCAGGAGGUUCGGUUCUAGCCUACUUCUGGCCAGGUUUGAGUAAUGUCUUUUGGAUAGCUAACACACUCUCGUUCAUCAGUGCUCUGACUGUGAUAUUUCUCUAUGUAAACGGUUCAAUGAGAAGGAAGAUUGUAGUUUUUGCUACACGGAUGGCCAUGUGGAUAACACUCACCACGAUGACUACCGCCUAUGUUUGUGCACUGGUAGCCACCAGCCCAGCAUAUAAUUCAAAGAACAUAAGCAAAUCGUACAAGCAUAACAAAACAAUUCUGGCACUUGUAGUCAUACUGUGUAUUUGGAACGCAAUGAUUUUUGUGAUCUUGUUUAAAGCUUUUCGUGCUUCCUACCACUUGUUGUCGAGGACAAUUAUAAGAGCCACUUUCACAACCCAAAGUAAUCAUAUUGUGUGAUAAAUCUUUUCUAUAGCGUUUUCAAGUCUCUUUUUAUGUUCAUACCCUAUAUUGCAGUUCUUUGUUUUGCCUUGCCCUAGCUUCUGUAAUUGGCCACACUGGUAUCUUGAUGUAUCUUAAUAAUAUUGCAAUGUAGCAAGCUA
Molecule: messenger RNA, 1731 nt
Organism: Daucus carota subsp. sativus
Lineage: Eukaryota; Viridiplantae; Streptophyta; Magnoliopsida; Apiales; Apiaceae
Product: ankyrin repeat-containing protein At2g01680-like
Exons: 3
Coding region: 197-1588 (463 amino acids)
Molecular function (GO): protein binding
Source: RefSeq, a predicted model, not a curated record